UGUGUAUUGGAAGGUGGUCCUGAAAUUGCUCCAAAGCUCUAACAGCAUUGCAUGCUCAGAUCCACAAGCUAAAAAUGGCUUGAGGGCUUGCAGUUUUUAUCGGCAUACAUAAGCAAAUAAAAUUGAUCCCCUGCACGAGUGCAUCAGAAAACUUAGCUAGUAAUUAAUAAAUCGUUAGUCUGUAUCAUUUUAAUUAGCUGUUGAUUCAUUCAUUCAUGUCUGGUUGGUGGGCGCCUCUCCUCGUCGUCGUCCUGGUGCUGCUCGCCUCGGCGGCGAGCAAUGUUGCCGCCCCCGGCGAGGCAAGGGUGCACCACAACCACGGCAAGUUCAUGGAGGGCCCGUGGCGGCCAGCGCACGCCACCUUCUAUGGCGACCACGAUGGGACCGGAACGCGGGCCGGCGCGUGCGGGUACAAGGACACGGUGGCGGAAGGGUACGGCCUGCAGACGGUGGCGUUGAGCACGGCCAUGUUCAACGGCGGCGCAACGUGCGGGGCGUGCUAUGAGGUGAGGUGCACGGAGAGCCCUAAGUGGUGCAAGCCCGGGGCGCCGCCGUUGGUGGUGACGGCGACGAACCUGUGCCCCCCAAACUACCAGCAGUCGGGCGACAACGGCGGGUGGUGCAACCCGCCGCGCGAGCACUUUGACCUCACCAUGCCCGCAUUCCUCCAGAUCGCCGAGGAGAAGGCCGGCAUUGUGCCCAUCUCCUACCGCCGGGUGAGCUGUUUGAAGCAGGGCGGGAUCCGGUACACCAUCACGGGGAACAAGUACUUCAACAUGGUGACGGUGACAAACGUGGGCGGGGCGGGGGACGUGGUAGCGGUGACGGUCAAGGGGGACGACCGAGUCAAGUGGACCCCGUUGACGCGGAACUGGGGCCAGGUGUGGCAGACCGGGGAGAUCCUCGUCGGCGAGUCACUCACGUUCCGCGUGAUGACCAGCGACCACCGCAAGGCCACCUCCUGGCACGUGCUCCCCCGCGACUGGCAGUUCGGCGUCACCUACCGGGCAACCAAGAACUUCCACUAGCUAACCCUAACCCUACUAUACCCCUUCUUCUGCCGUCGCCGGCCAUUGACAACCAUUUACCGAGACCGUGUGUAAAUUUGAUGAUGCUUUCAUUCUCCACUGCAUGUGGUCGAUAUGAUCGAUCGAAUCAUGUUGCAAA
Molecule: messenger RNA, 1167 nt
Organism: Brachypodium distachyon (stiff brome)
Lineage: Eukaryota; Viridiplantae; Streptophyta; Magnoliopsida; Poales; Poaceae
Product: expansin-A32
Exons: 2
Coding region: 216-1028 (270 amino acids)
Biological process (GO): plant-type cell wall organization
Cellular component (GO): extracellular region
Source: RefSeq, a predicted model, not a curated record